CUCCCUCUCUUUCCCCCUCCUUCUCUGCCUUUUGAGUGUUGUGUGUGUGUGUUGUGUGUCCCGUCCCAUGGUGUGGCGAUGGCCAAGUUGCGGGUGGCCUAUGAGUACACGGAGGCGGAGGACAAGAGCAUCCGCCUGGGCUUGUUCCUCAUCGUCUCCGGGAUCGUCUCGCUCUUCAUCCUGGGCUUCUGCUGGCUCAACCCGGCGCUGCAGGACCUGCAAGGCAAGGCGGCCAACUGCACCGUCCUCUCGGUCCAGCUGCAGACCGGCGAGCUCUUCGAGUGCACCUUCAGCUGCGGCGCCGACUGCAAGGGCACCUCCCGCUACCCCUGCCUCCAGAUCUACGUCAACAGCUCCGAGGCCCCCCAGGCCCGCGCCCUCCUCCUCCACCAGGACCAGCAGCAGCUCCUGGCCAACCCCAAGUGUUCAUAUAUCCCUCCGUGUGAAAGAGAAAAUGAGAAGAACUCUGACAUUGUAACGCACUGGCAAGAUUACUGGGAAGAUGAAGUCGGCUCUCAGCCUUUUACAUGCUACUUUAAUCAACACCUCAGGCCAGACGACGUACUGUUACGACGCACUCAUGAUGAAUCUGUCCUUUUGCAUUGCUUCCUUUGGCCUGUGGUGACAUUCCUGGUUGGUGUCCUCAUUGUGGUUCUGACUAUCUGUGCUAAGAGCUUGGCAGUCAAAGCAGAAGCCAUCAAGAAGAGGAAGCACUCCUAAAACAAGUCCGUUGAAGGGAAAAAUGGAGGGAUUUUUCAGGAGUCGGGCAUGCCAAAUGCAAUUGGCAGGUUCUUUGGUGGUGCUUCUUAGCAGUCCUCAUUCCCAGUGUAUUGCCAGCUGUUGGUCUUGCUGAUGCCUGAAGAGUAAUCUUAGGUGACCACGCUGUGAAAUGUUAACUAGCUGCUUCUGCCACUAUGAAAGCCAACAUGUCUGUUCCAUCAAAUGAUCCUAAGCUGCACCAAACUGGCUCUACUGCAUUAACGAAAUAACCUGAAGGAUGGCUCUUCACUCCAGGUUUCCAGAAUCGACUAAAGGACAGUUUGUGAAAACCCAAAGUGUGGUUGACUACUUCAUCUUAGCAAAACUCUUUCUUAAUAUUUAUUAUUUAGUAUUGAAUAUUUAUUAUUUCGUUUCUCAUAGACUGUAUUUCUGAAAUAAUUAAAAAGUUAUUGGUUUUUA
This is a messenger RNA of Sceloporus undulatus (fence lizard), 1179 nucleotides long. It is a transcript of the gene KCNMB4, whose product is annotated as potassium calcium-activated channel subfamily M regulatory beta subunit 4. Bases 79 to 720 code for a protein of 213 amino acids. Gene Ontology annotation, cellular component: membrane; voltage-gated potassium channel complex. The transcript has 3 exons. Gene Ontology annotation, biological process: detection of calcium ion; potassium ion transport. Gene Ontology annotation, molecular function: potassium channel regulator activity; calcium-activated potassium channel activity. Lineage: Eukaryota; Metazoa; Chordata; Lepidosauria; Squamata; Phrynosomatidae. The record is from RefSeq and is a predicted model, not a curated record.